AAGCGAACAAGAUGUGCGAGGGAGGGAGGAAGAGAGAGAGCUAGAAUCCAUGCGAAAGGGAGCAGGCUUUGCAAGAGACGGCAGCGUUGUGAACGAUGCACAUGUUGGCAUGAGAGCGGGAAAGAGCCAGCCAGCAAGGAUUUUUGUCCUGGUCCAUGCGAAUUUCAUUGAGGGAAAAAAAGAAGAAACACCUCUCGACAUUAGAACAAGGCAAGUUGCCGGAAGGAGAGUGUAGAAUGAGCUGAACUUGCCUGAAACUCGCCCCCCCACCGACAAUGGAAUUCAUUACCUUUUGCAGUUAAGCAACGAGAGUUCUUUCUAGUCCACAACUGCUGUUUCUUCUGCCGUGAUUCAUUUACUGAGUUUCAAAAACAAAACAGAACAACUAUCUGACCUGAUCCGACUUGGCUGGAGAUCCUCCGAGAUGACUUCUUCAUACCGGUUCCCGAGUGGAAGAGCGACCAUGUUGCUGCACUGAGUCGCAGGGAGACACGCGAGAGGCCCCAGAGGAGAGCUGAGGUGGUGGCUGGCCCGUUGGUGUGCUCCUCCUCCUCCGACUGGACAGCGAACUGCUCCCCCUUCAGUUCACCUGAUUGUCCCAACCCCGGAAGGCUAAGGCUUACUAUGGCCUGCACUUCCCCUCCUGCUGCAGUCCAUCCUAGUACACGACCUUAGUGGCUUCUUCACCGCAUCUUCCUCUCCAGGAUUUCCCAGCCGCACUCACUGUAAAACGUGGAAAGACGAUCUGAUACCACCCAAAGCUCCUGGGUCCUGCACCCAACCCCCUCCCCAUCUCCCACCCUCUCCCUCUCCCAGGGGAAGAUGUCAGUCAGCCUGACCCCAGACAUCCAGAAGGAGGGAGAGAGUGGGCCACUCAUCGAGCCCUGUGGUCGAGGAAAGACCUCUCCUCAGCCACAGGGCCCCAAGGAAGGCACAGGAGAGGGUCCGGAACCUGACGAUAGCUCCCCGCAGGAUGUUCAGGUUGGGUGGAGUGAUCAGUGUAAACGGGCUCCUAACCACAGUCAUGGCAGGAAAAGGGCCAAGUCUAAUGCUAAGCUGAAGUUGGUGAGGAGUCUGGCUGUAUGUGAGGAGUCUUCUGGUCUCUUCAAUGAUGGCCCCCCAGAAUCGGAUAUUAUCCAGCUUCACAUCAGUUGUCCGUCAGACAAGGAAGAGGAGAAGUCCUCCAAGGAUGAGUAUGAAAAUGAAGAAAAGGAGAAAAAGGACAAGGCUCCGCGGAAGAUGUUGUCACGUGACUCCAGUCAGGAAUACACUGAUUCCACGGGUAUUGACGUGCAUGAGUUUCUGGUCAACACACUGAAAAACAAUCCCAGGGAUCGAAUGAUGCUGCUGAAACUAGAACAAGAUAUCCUGGAGUUCAUUAAUGACGACAAUAACCAAUACAAGAAGUUUCCUCAGAUGACGUCAUAUCACCGCAUGCUGCUGCACCGUGUGGCCGCCUACUUUGGUAUGGAUCACAACGUGGAUCAGACGGGCAAGGCGGUCAUCAUCAACAAGACGGGCAACACGCGCAUUCCCGAGCAAAGGUUCUCGGAACACAUCAAGGAUGAGCGCAACAUGGACUUCCAGAAGAAAUUCAUUCUCAAGAGAGAUGACGCCAGCAUGGACAAGGAUGAUAAUCAGAUCCGUGUACCACUGCAGGACGGUCGGCGUAGCAAAUCCAUCGAGGAGCGAGAGGAAGAAUAUCAGCGGGUACGAGACCGGAUCUUUGCCCGAGAAGUGUCCUUUUUUUUGCAGGCCUCUCAGAAUGGAUACAUCAACGACAACAGACUUUCCACCGAGGGCUACUGCUCUAGCUCUCAAAAGAGGAGGCAGAUCUUUAGAGGGAACCGCGAUAGCUCCAGCCGGGCAUCCAGCAGUCGUCAGAGCAGUACGGACAGUGACAUGAAAUGCUUGGAGCCGCGGCCCUGGAGCAGCACCGACUCAGACAGCUCUAACCGCACACUGCGGCCUCCCGUCACCAAGGCCAGCAGCUUCUCCGGUAUCUCCAUCCUGACUCGCGGAGACAGCCUCGGCAGCAACAAAGGCUCGCAGGGAAGCUGCAAAGGCUCUCGCUCAGCCUCCCAGUCCAGCCGCAGCCUGCUGCCUUGCCCGACGCAGCCGCCUCAGCAGCCACAGCCCCAGGCCCUGCCACAGACUGCCCUGCUGCCGACCCCGCCGCAACACCCAAUGGGCAACCACAUCAUUGCUCAGCCCGUAGCAUCUCUGCAGCCCUCUCAGGCUGUCUCUUACUCCAGCCCCUCCUGCCCCCAGGUUCUCCUGCCAGUUUCUCCUCCCCAGCAGUACACAAUGGGAGAAGAACUGGCGCCCCAGUUCAGCCAAAUUACGCUGAGCCGCCAGGGCUCCAGCGAGAACCCUGAGGCUCCCCCCUUGUACCAGGCUCCUCCAACAGUCCUCUCUCAGCACCCCCCUCCUCAGACCAGCUACAUCAUGGCGACCACCGGCCAGCCCAUGCCUCCUCCGUCGGGCUACCAGCCUGCCACAGGACACCCCCACCCUCCGCCGCCGCCCCCUCCUCCGUCUCAGCCUGUUAUGCAGGCGCCGCCCCCGCAAGGCUACAUGCAGCCGCCUCCUCCCCAGCAAAUUCAAGUUUCAUACUAUCCCCCUGGUCAGUAUCCCAGUUCAGGCCAGCAGUACCGUGUGGCUCAGCCCAUAUCCCACCAGGUGUCUUACACUGCUCAGCGCACGCAGCCCAUGACUCAGCCCGCACAACAGUCAGGUCUUCAGACCAUCAUGCCCAGCCAGCAGCCCAGUUACCAAGGCAUAAUGGGGGUGCAGCAGCAGCAAAAUCCUGCUUUGCUCAACUCCCAGAGAGCUGGCAUUGGAGGACAAAUGCAAAGUAUCAUGGUGCAGUAUCCGCAGAUGCCAUCCUAUCAGGUGCCAGUGGGUAACGAGAAUCAGCAGGUGGUGCAGCAGCAGUACCAGCAGCAAGUGAUGGUGCCGGUCAGCCAGUCCGUCCAAGGCCCCGUGCCUGUUUUCUACAGUGUUAUCACACCCACACAGCAGAACAGCACAAGCCCAUCAGUCAGCUACCUGCAGCCCCCGAGCUCUGAACAGUAUCAAAUCACACCAUCGCCAUCUCCCUGCAACCCACAACAAUUACAGCAGCAAUAUUCAGGAGUCCCGCCUCCUGGUCCCGGAGUCAUGGUGAUGCAGCUGAGUGUCCCGAAUGGUCCCCAACCUUCCCAGAAUCCUCCACUGGUCCAGUGGAACCCGUGCAAGUACUACAGCAUAGAGCAAAGACCCAGCAAGCCGGGAGAGCUCUACAAAGCCGACAACACUCCACAGGCCAGCACCCAGCUGACGAGUCCGCUGGCCUCUCCGACUCAGUCUCCAACCCCGUCUCCCUCUGGCAGCGUCAGCAGUGUCUGUCCGGGCCUGGGACCAUUACCCCUCAUUCCCCAGUUUCCACGGCCAGGAGGGACUGCACCAGGUGAUGGUCGCUACUCUCUAUUGGGACAGCCCCUCCAGUACAGCCUGUGCCCGCCUCAGCUCAUGCAUGGCCAGUCGUCAUUCAACUCCCAUCAGAGCCAAGGGGUCAUGAAACACGGUGCGCGAGGGAAGAAGCAAACGCUCAAGUCGGCAUCCACUGAUCUCGGCACCACUGAUGUUGUGGUGAGUCGCGUGCUGGAAGUAACGGACCUGCCCGAAGGGAUUUCGCGUCCAGACGCAGAAAAACUCUUCAACCAGCUGUCGCUGUGUGGUGCCAAGAUCCAGUGGCUGAAGGAGCCUCAGGGAGGCCGGGGAGGCUGCGGACCCACUGGGGCUGCGGGCUUGGCAGGCAGCUGCGGCGGCGGCGACCCGGCCCACCUGUAUACGGUGGUGGCCGUGUUCCCCAGCACCAUGGCCGCCCAGAGUGCUUCCUUCAAACUGAACAACAGCGCAGCCGGUCUCUUCAAACUGAGGGCCGCUAAAAAGAACUAUGACCUGCGCGUGUUGGAGAGAGCCAGCUCUCAGUGAGAGGAAGACAACGUGCGGACUCUCGGUGGG
Molecule: messenger RNA, 4008 nt
Organism: Hippocampus comes (tiger tail seahorse)
Lineage: Eukaryota; Metazoa; Chordata; Actinopteri; Syngnathiformes; Syngnathidae
Gene: r3hdm2
Product: R3H domain containing 2
Exons: 27
Coding region: 823-3978 (1051 amino acids)
Molecular function (GO): nucleic acid binding
Source: RefSeq, a predicted model, not a curated record